AUGAAUACCCAUACGCCACUACUGAAUGGUGGUGAAAAGGGAUCUAAAAUCUUGAGCGUUAAUUUUAACCAGGAUCAAGGUUGUUUUGCCGUUGGUCAUGAAAAUGGAUUUUUGGUUUAUAAUACUAAUCCAAUUGAUUUGAGAGUUAAGAGAAAUUUUAGUAACUCUAAUCGUCAUCAUCUGCAUUCAACAUCGUCAUCAUCUGCAGCAACCAGCUCUUCGUCGGUCUCGUCCAAUGGACAGGGAUCAGGAAUUGGUCAUGUAACUAUGCUUCAUCGAACUAAUUAUUUGGCUCUUGUGGGAGGUGGGAAAAAUCCUAAAUUUGCUAACAAUAAAGUGAUUAUAUGGGAUGAUUUGAAAAGGAAAAAUAGUUUAAAUCUAGAAUUUAUGAGUCCAGUUUUAAAUGUUUUUUUAUCAAGAAUUCGUAUAAUUGUGGUUUUGAAAAAUCAAGUUUUAGUUUAUGGAUUUCUGGCUCCUCCCAAAAAAUUCGCCACUUAUGAAACUAUUGAUAAUGAGUAUGGUUUGGCUGAUUUAUCGUCCAAUACUUCACUUAAUUCGAAAGAACCAAUUCAUAAAGAUCAUACUAAAUAUCAAACGCUCGCAUUCCCAGGUAGAUCAAUUGGCCAAAUUCAAUUAGUUGACGUUUCUCCUGCUGGUCAAGAAAAAAACUUGGUUAGUAUAAUAAAAGCUCAUAAAUCAAAAAUUAGAUGCCUUGCUCUAAAUAGAUCAGGUACUUUGAUUGCUUCUGCUUCGGAAACCGGUACGAUAAUCAGAAUCCACUCCACCUAUAACACGGCUUUACUCUAUGAAUUUAGAAGAGGGUUAGAUAGAGCAGUGAUCACUUCAAUGAAAUUUAGUCAUAACGAUACUAAAUUGGCUGUCUUGUCCGAUAAAAAUACUUUACAUGUAUAUAAUGUUAGUCCGAUUAAUGACUCUUCAAAUAAAGAUAGUGAUUCAAUUAUAAAUAAUAGUCAUUCAAACGAUAAAAAAACCCCAACCAAUCGUCAUCAUUUAUUGAACAAACUUUCAAUUCCAAUCCCCAUUCCUAAUUACUUCAUGUCCACUUGGUCAUUUUGCUCAGUAAAUACAAGUAAAUACCACACCAACAAAAUUGACGAUGGGAACAAUAACGAGCAUCUUAAUGAUGUGGGCACCAUUGGUUGGGCUGGUAACGACAGUAUAAUUAUUAUUUGGAAAAAUAAAAGAAUAUGGGAAAAAUACGUCAUUGUUGACAAACAAUCUUCGAACAACACCCAUCAUGAAGCUUCCAACAGCAACGGGAAUUGGGAAAUCAUACGGUAUAGCUGGAAAAGUCUCGAUAGUUUAAAUGAGUAAAUGAGUAAACCUUUUUUUUUUUUUUUUUUUUUACCAAACUUUUUUU
Messenger RNA from Hyphopichia burtonii NRRL Y-1933, 1381 nucleotides. RefSeq lists its product as uncharacterized. NCBI's taxonomy places the organism in Eukaryota, Fungi, Ascomycota, Pichiomycetes, Serinales, Debaryomycetaceae. Gene Ontology annotation, cellular component: extrinsic component of membrane; cytosol; phagophore assembly site membrane. Gene Ontology annotation, biological process: nucleophagy; protein lipidation; protein localization to phagophore assembly site. Bases 1 to 1335 code for a protein of 444 amino acids. Gene Ontology annotation, molecular function: protein binding; phosphatidylinositol-3,5-bisphosphate binding; phosphatidylinositol-3-phosphate binding. The transcript is spliced from 2 exons. The record is from RefSeq and is a predicted model, not a curated record.